GAAGGAAAAACAAGCAGUUUUCUAUUCAUUCAGUCAUUCAGUUUCAGUAGGCUACCGUUGGGGUGAACUGGAGUCUGGUGACAUCUGAUAAAAGAGACUUGUUAGAUCUGUCUAGAUCUAGAUUUCUAGAUUCUAGAUCAAGAUCUACACAGCUCUGAUCGGAUUGAGAUCGUGUUUAUAAAUAUCUUUGUCCUGGAACCCAUCAUAUACAUGAUGACAUGAUGUUACACAGCUGGUUCCUUUUACUUUGUGUUAUUAAUUCUGGUAUUCUCUUGUGUAUACAGACCGGAUAAGAUAAAGUUUUCUUUUGAUCUUUUAUCGUUCCCUAGCCAUAGCAUUGUCAUUGGCAUUGAGUUUUCUGCUUCUCCUUUUCCGAGUAUUGUCAAGGAACGAAAAUUGACUUUGGUGGACCAGGGGCUGUGGCAGCACUAUUCAAUGCUUCCUUCAUGACAGGGCUGUGCUCAUGGGGAGAUGCUAAGUCUGCACCAAACUGGUGUGGUCCUCAGCUAAGAAGUCUGCUGAAGGCAGUGACCCUAUGUCUGAUUGUUGGGAUUUUGGUCAUAAGUAGCCACAUCUCAGCGUUGGAGCUUCAUGAUGGGAUGGAUUUUCUGGAACCGUACACAACUCACCACGGCCCUCGACACAAGAGGCACCGGCAGACAAGAGAAUGCCAGCAUAUCAAGUACGGCAACGUGACCUUCUCAAAGCACCGUGCGAGCCACAAUGACAGUCUUAUUUUGCCAUUAGUGGACUAUCACUAUUACAUCAAGCAGGUUGGGCAGUACUGGGACCAACGGACUCUGUACAUCAACCACCAGGUAGUGAAGAAUCCACUCAGCACAUUUUCUGUUCUAGAGCCGGGCCAUAAAAAUGGCUGCUCAAACAAUCCGGGUCAUCGGGAGACAGUUCAGAACAGUGCCAAACAGAAAAACUGCAUCCUUGCCUCCAACGCUGGCUUUUUCAACAUAACGUCAGACCAGUGUUUAGGAAACAUUGUGUCUGACAAAUUCCUGGUACAAGAUUCUGGAGGAAUUCAGAAUGUACAUUUUGGAGUUACUGAGGAUGGAAACAUUUUCACAGGAUACCUUUCAGAGCUGGAUGUGUUAUUACAGGACUUCUCACAACUAGUUGGAGGUGUUCUUUGGCUGGUGAGGGAUGGAGAGAGUUAUGUGGAUGAGAGUGCUAAAAUCGAGUGUCCAGACACAGAGACUACUGGUACAUUUGAGAGAUUCAUCUCUGUGGUGUCAGCACGGACAGCCGUUGGCCAUGAUGCUGAUGGAAGGAUUCACAUGAUCCAAGUGGAAGGAAAGACAGAUGAGCUGGGAGUGAACCUUCGUGAGUUUGCUGACAUACUGAUAGAUCUAGGCAUUGUCAAUGCCAUCAAUUUGGAUGGAGGUGGUUCUACUACAACAGUGGUCAAUUCUACUCUAAGGAACUAUCCCCCCGAUAAAUGUGUGAACAGCUCGUACAACUGCCCGCGUGCUGUGUCCACCAUCUUGUGUGUCCACGAGCCAGUGUGUUCCCCCUCGGACUGCUCUGGGCAUGGCGAGUGUGUCUUAGGCUUAUGCAGGUGUGACGGCCUCUGGACGGGGGACGCUUGUGAUCAGCUGCUCUGCCCAGCUGACUGUAGUGGACAUGGGACCUGCACUCCUGAUGGAUGCGUGUGUCUGCCAGGCUGGCAGGGAGGUAACUGCUCUAUACCAUGUACAGAAGGCACAUACGGACUCAACUGCUCUCUCCCUUGUAUAUGUGAGAAUGGGGCAAGCUGUGACAAAUCGAAUGGCACCUGCCACUGCCCACCUGGCUUCUCCGGCAAGUACUGCCAGUCAGCAUGCCCAUUUGGCUUCUACGGUGUUGGCUGUAGCCAAGUGUGUCGGUGCAACAGUAGCUGUUACUGCCACCACGUCUCUGGCCUCUGCAAUGUCUCUUUGCCUGAUGGGGACUAUCUCAAAGCUGGGAAAUGUUUGGCCAAUCAGAGAAUGCGAGAACUCAAUCUGGUGCCUCAAAAUACACAGCAAAUCACAUUUUGCAUCACCAGUGUGCCAAUUUUGGCUGUUAUUGCCGUAGCCAGCCUUCUGCUGAAUGUUCUGCUGAGCAUAUUGUUGUCUCGCAUGCGACAAAGACACCGCAAGGAAAUGGUACGUCAGGCGAGGCUGGCGGUGAAGCGGGCACUGAGGAGAUUCCAGUCUCGCACAGAGGACAGCUCAGAGGAGGAUAAUACAGAGGGGCCAGUGAAAGCAGCCAACGGUUAUAAGAAAGUGCCCACUGUCAGUGACUCUGAAAGCAUUGGCUCUGGAAAUGAGGAGGAAUUGUUUUUAGCACCAAAGAAAAAAAAGUCUACGAAACAUUAAAAGACUGGUGCAAUAAUUACACUAUGGUUUUGUAUAAAAAACCAUUACAUCUGUUGUACUGUCUGUAAUGCAUCUACUUUUUUUUGUGUGGACAUCCCCAAUUUUGUGGGUUGUUCGGUGUUCUUUCCUUGUAAGUGCCGAAUGUAUUGGUCAUGGUUUAUCUUGACCUGAGGUUGGUAUUACACAAUUACAAGUUUACCAGCUGUGUAUGCCCUGAGACAGUAUGUUCUCUUUGUGUGUGUGUGCGCGCAGGAAUGGAGGGGGCAUAUGAAUUAUAUACACUCAGGAGAAAUGUUUAGAUUUGUUUGCAUUACGUUAAGAACUUCCCAUGUCUUGCAUAAUCAUGAUACAAUUUUGUUCUUAUACGCUCCUUUCCUGCCAUUCAAACAUGUUGAGCGCUGAAUAAGCAGUGAACCGACCAUGUUGUCUAUAAGUAUUUACUGUUAAGCUUCUGGUCUCUUUAGGAAAGUAGAAAUCAUGGGGAAUUUUUAAAAUCACCCCCCCAAAAAUAUCGAAUAUGAAGCAAAUAGUUUGGCCUAUUACAAACAUUUCUAAGAGGAUUGUACAAUAUUGUGCCAAUUUUCUAUCCCUCAACUUUGAUCGUCAUUGAUAUGUUCCGAAAAUGAUCAGGAUAGGAUAGUCUGCUGCCCUAAAAUAUCCAGGGUUCAGUGAGUUAAUGCUAGAGAAUUUGCAUAUAGUUUAAAAAAAAAAUCUUUCUUCUUACUGCAAAAUUUGUAGCUGAUAUUGUUUAUUGUGUGAACUGAUUAUAUUUUUUUCUGUUAUUUAAACAAGGCGGUACUGUUUGCAAUAUAUAUAUGUCUUUCAGAUUAUGAGUAAAAUUCCUUGACACUUGAUAAUGAAAAAGAUAUAAUUUAUUUGUAUAUUGUGUAAACAUGCAUGCCAUUCCAGUUGUUGUUUAAACUUGUGAAAUCUACAAAUAUCUCUCGGAGGUUGAUAUUGCUGUUUGAUUUUACUUUUGUAAUGUUCAGUUAUUGAUUGAAUCAUAACCCUGGUGUAUGGGAUGCUGUAUUUUAUCAAUUUUCUUAUUGAUAUGAUUUAAGUGAAAAUACCUAUAUAAUGGAAGUGUCUAGGUGUACCUAGACAUGGUGGCAAGGUGCUCCCCUAAAAUGUUGGAUUGUGACCUCUGACCACUGGUUGAAUUUUUUGAAGAAAGUAAUAAGUGGGUCCAAUGCUUCCCAGAAGAUACAAUGGAAGAUGACAGGAGUUUAGCUAUUACUGUCGGACAAACUUUGAAAAGCUUCUCUGAAUUUAAACAGCUAUUAAAGAAAAGAGAAGGAAAACUGUUUGAGUGCACAUCGACUGAAAGUCAUUGGCCUACUAUAUUUACAGUCUACUGGAAUGGAGCAAUAAAUCUUCAGAGAUGCAAAAAAUUAGAAGGUCUAGAUCUAUACUCUGAAAACAGAAACUGGUAUUUCUCGCAGUGCUUAAAGGGGAAACAGACAUGUUUAAAAAUUUUGAUAAUGGAGAAAAAGAAUGAAUCACUUGUGGAACAAUUAAAAACAAAAAAAUAAACUGAAGAAGAAUUUGAAGUUAUAAAUAUAUAUAUGUGCCAUGUACACUCUUCAACCACCGCUAAUGUACCCUGUAAAUUUUGAAGUCAUACGGUUAGGUGGUAUUGGAAUUUUAGGCGACCGAAAAUUGCCAAGUGGGCCCCCUUAUGCAAAUAUAAAAUGUGUCCACAAAGUCUUGACAUUGCACUGUGGCCUAUUUUUUCUCUAUUUUAUUGUAGUUUCAAAACACAGCAAGUGUGCAUCAGUAGACAUGUUCACAUUGUAACCCAGCGCACAAUGGGAAAUAAACACACUUAGAGAAAAAUAAGUCACAAUGCAAUGUCAGGACUUUAUGGGCUUACUGUAUAUAGAUUGACGCCGAGAAAAACGAAUGAAUAAGUUUGCCACCUUCUAAGCACAAGUCCAGAAUUGUUACAACAGAUAAAAACAAGAAAAUUACAGUAUUUCGAACACACAAAAUGCCAUUCUUUAUUCUACAGGACUAUACUAGAGUGUAAAGUGGAGGGAACAAGACUGAGAGACACAUGAUGAUAGAUUGGGGUCUACGGGAGCCAUGGUGGCUGCGUGCUCCUCAACUGGGGACCACCUAGACACUAUUACUACGUACUUCCCUAUAGAAUUCAAUUUGAACAGAAGGUAUAACUUUGAAAGUGUUUUUUAACUCCAAUUUGUAGCAUGAUUUAUUAGAUACUAGGCUUUUAAUUCAAAUGGCAUUGCAGAUGUCAAAGAUUCCUCCUCACUAAUUAUUUUGCUGUUAUGGAUGUCCUAACUUUUCUCAGUUUUGAUUUGAAUAUUUAGACUUGUCUGCCCCAAAGGAAUCAGAUGUAUAAAUUGUUUGUUUUGGGAUUUAAAAACACAUGCUUUCUGGAAGGUUAUCAAAGUUGCUGGUAUCUUCAGCUCAUAGGAUAGUGGUGAACUUUCCUUUUGUUAACCUCAGUAGUUUUCAUCUUUUCAUGAUGUGAAAAAUUUUCUUUAUUUUUUUCUUACCUUUAGUUGGUCAUCGUUCAUGUUGACCCCAAACUAUUACUUAUGCUCAAAGAGGAAAAAAUGGAUAAAAUAGUUAUUUAUUCUGACAAAUUUAUUUAUGCAUGUAAUUAUUAAAAAAAACCUUUUUGUUACUAUUUUCCAAUAAGAUGUGAUUUAAUUGGAUAUCAUAAUAGACUAGUUUUUUUUCUCCUAUUUGUUCUUUGCAUAUAAUGAAAUCACGAAGCUACAGAUGUGUGUGUGUGUGUGUGUGAGUAGCUCCCUUCUUUACAGUGUCCAGUUUCGUCAAGUAUCGUCUGUAUGCAUUUGCUUUUUACAAACUGAUUUUCCUCUGUAAUAUGUAUUCACUUAAAUGUAUACACUGUCAUGUUACUUGUAGCAAUACAAACUCAAAAAGAACGUAACUUAUCUGAGGCAUAUUUUUGUUAACCCUCACACUCUUGAUGGUCUCGGGAAUGACAACAAGGGAAACGACAAUAAUUUUGAACCAUUUAACAUAGUUACUUUUCUUAACAUUAAAACUUUUUUGGUGAUUUUCUCAACUGAAUGUUGUCACUAUUUUUUAGGACUCAUUUUAAUUGACCUCAGUAAAGAUAUGCUAGUUCAUGAAGCUGUUGUAUUCAGCCUCAUUCUAAAAGAAAUUAGUUAUUUGCUGAAUAUAUAUAUUUGGUAUACAAAAAAAAGCAAAGGAUAUUCAAUAUUUUAACGGCACACGUGCAGGCUGUUGGAAAGAAAUUUUAAGAUAUCUUUUAUCUUUGCUUACACUUACACUUGCAUUGUGGAAAUGAUCAUUUAUGUAUGUAUGUCCUGACACACAAAUAUACAGUCUAACAUACACAUAGCAAAAUUGAUGGGACCCAGAAAUGUUUUCGUUAUGUUCGAAUUUAGCUUUGUUUUAAAUACAAAGAAAAUACAUGUAAUGUGAUUGUGAUGCAUAGUCAUGAAAUCUGGCGCUCGUCAAGAUAAUGGAAACAGAGAAACCGACAUUUCUCAGACUCAAAGUGCAUUUUUUAAAUUGAUUUGGGGGAGGGGGGGGGGGUGUUUGUCCAAUAACCUGUCUUUUCCAUGCAUCGACAAGUCAUCAGUGUGGCAAGUAGCCACAGACAGUGCUGAUUUUGUGAAUUUGAAAAUUCGGGUGCUCAACUUGUGAUGGGUAUUUUUGUGCAAAAAUAAUAACUUCGAUGAAAAUUAAUUAUCCUGAUGAUUUCUUCCUUGAUGUAUGCGUCGUCCAGAAAAAGAAUGAAUUCUCUAAGGAAAAUUAGCUUGCAAGUGCAAGAUUUGAAUUCUUUUCGCAAUUUCUUUUUUCUGUGUGUUUGUAAGAAAAAAUUUGAGACCUGGAAAUCUGUUCGCUAUGUGCGUGUGCACUAUAUGCAUGCUUGACUUACUAUGUGUGACUUUUCAUGAAAGAGUGGGUUGUGUCUAUUCCACUGAUGUAUGUGAAUGUUUUAUGCAGUUAUCGUUUUGAAUCAAUAGCAAAAUAUUGCUUGGAACUGGCUUCAUCCGAUGUCACUGCUAUGUCAAGUUAGAUGUAAAAAUAUCCAAGAGGAGCUGAAAGAAUCCAUGUAUGAAUGCAUUAGCUGAUAACCUUUAUCUCGAAGAUUUGGCAUCCAUAGUUGUAAGAAGUUUUUGUUUUAAAACUAUGUCUGAUGUGCAAUCUUUUACAAGUUGAAGUGGUGUUUAGCUCUUCCAUAGUAUUGUAAUGCCUAUUUUAUUGAUCAUAAUUUGAUAAAAGAAUAAACGUUUCGACUGUGUGAA
Aplysia californica (California sea hare) is the source of this 6622-nucleotide messenger RNA. Its product is annotated as N-acetylglucosamine-1-phosphodiester alpha-N-acetylglucosaminidase. The record is from RefSeq and is a predicted model, not a curated record. The transcript is spliced from 13 exons. Lineage: Eukaryota; Metazoa; Mollusca; Gastropoda; Aplysiida; Aplysiidae. Bases 447 to 2351 code for a protein of 634 amino acids.